UGUGAUGUGUGGUAUUUGCCAUUCCACUGUAUCUGCUGCUCUAAGUUUCCUUUUCUCUUAUCUUACUCAAGUAAUAUUUUGAUGGAUGUGUCUUUUUCUGAGCGCUACACUGGCCGGAUGUUAAUCGACCCAGUGAACCUGUGAGUGAAACGCUCAUCCGAACUGUGUGGCUCCACCUUAAGAAGGCGCGCUCGCCUGCGCCCACGUGACUGGCGGUUCCUGGAAAGUUCUGGGAAACUGAUCUUUUGUGCUCGACUCGGUUUGGGUUAAACGGAGAUUACGCUCGCGCGCACACACACACAUAUACACACACAUACACACGAACACACACGCGCGCGCGAAGAGGACACAGCCGCUGGAGGUCUGACAGGUUCAGCCGCAGGCUUUAUGGCUCCUCGCCGGCCGGGUGCUCCUGCAGGAGGGCUGUAAUGUGGCCACAUGCCGGGCUGCUCCCUCACACACAUAUAUACACACACACGCGUGCGCGCGCAGGGGAUGUAAAGGCUGAGAAGGAGGAGGAGGCAGAAACACGGGCUGGUGGCGCUUUGUUUACCCUCGGCGUGGCAGCUAACAAGGCAAAAACACCGGUGCCAAACACAACGGAGGAGUAGCAGGGGCGAAAGGGCGAGAGGCUAUCGGUGUAUCUGCGACCCCCCCCGCCAGAUUUACCCUCCCCGUUUAGCCCCCUGUGUCAGUAUGUGGGGCUCCUGAUGACACGGCGAGGUGCGCCGGCGGCAGCAGGGCGCUGAGGGAGCCGGAGGAGCCGAGGAGUCUGACAUGGACAGAUUUAGCGCUAAAGCGAAAGUAUCUGAAGUGGCUGGAGCUGUUUGUUAAUUUCUGGCAAGAUAAAGGAGGUCAGUGCACUCAUUCAUAAUCCUCAGUGCCAGAGGACUGUAGACAGUCUGGCUCAUCUCUGAAGGACAGAUUUAGCUGGAUGUGUUUUGGGUUUCUCCAAUGACCUGCCACUCCUCUGAGAACACGGAGAGCAUCGCGGAUGAGAGGAGAGCAGAGUUGGAGAGGAGGAGAGCAGAGCCGGAGAGGAGGAGAACAGAGCCUGGGCACACAGAGCAGAGUGCCAUCGCCACAGCCAUGAGAGACCUGAAAAACACCGGCUGGUACUGGGGCCGCCUGACAGCCAAUGAAGCCAAAGAGAUCCUUCAGGAUGCAUCAGAGGGGACAUUCCUAGUCCGGGACAGCUCCCAAAGAGACUACCUCUUUACCAUUUCUGCUAUGACAUCUGCUGGACCCACUAACCUGCGCAUUGAGUACAAAGAAGGCAAGUUCAAGCUGGACUCAGUGGUGCUGGUCAAGCCUAAACUCAAGCAGUUUGACAGCGUGGUCCAUCUGGUGGAGCAUUACGUUCAGCUGUCCCGGACUUCCUGUAAGAGCGGGUCUGCUCCACUGGCCCCAUCCAAUGGUACAGUGCAGCUCCUUCUGACGACCCCUGUGUACACAGCCAUACCCUCUCUUCAGCAUUUGUGCCGCAUUGCCAUCAAUAAAACCACACGAAAGGUGCAGGAGCUCCCACUGCCAAACAGACUGAAGGACUACCUGACGGACUAUGCCUACAAUGUAUAGAGCCCAAAGAACUACAGUGACCGUAGAUGUUCUGUGAACUACACGCCCUCUACGAAGGGCCCUACCAGGCACUAGGGAUCUGAGAAACCACCCAAGGUAUCUAUUAACCAGUAUAUUAGGGCCUUGAGAAUCACAAAAGGGUCGUUGAGAAAAGACUAGAGGUUCUACAGACUUUGUUCAUUGAGUUUAUGUUUUAUGUGUAGGAUACACUGGUCUACACAGACUGCUGUGGGAACACCCCCCCAAUCAAGUUAUAUUGUAUGCCUUGAGGUGUGGUCAGGCACUUCUGUUGAUGCGUCCAGCAUCAGAGAUACUUAGUCUCCUGUGUUUGUAACAUGGAUGUCCAACACUGUGUUUCACUUCUGCAUUUAAUGAUGUGCUAAUUUGUUCACCUUUGGGUGUGUAUACAUAUAUAUAUAAAUAUAUAUAUGCAUAUGUGUGUGUAUAUAUAUAUAUAUAUACACACACACACACACACACAUAUAUAUAUAUAUAUAUAUAUGUAUAUACACACACAUAUAUGUAUGUAUGUAUAUAUAUAUAUAUAUAUACGUAUGUAUGUAUUUUUUUACUGUAAUCAUUGAAGACACUAUUAUUUUCUGUCUCAGAGGCAUUGUAAUGUAAAAGACUUCAUGAAAUGAACUACAAGCAAUACUCAGAGGCUCUAAAUUUAAUUAGCAUUAAAAAAUACAUUUCUUUCACAGCAUUUCUUUCACCUCCUUCUUCCUAGUUUGAAAUCACAUUUUUCAUUUCAGAGACUAAAUUACCUGUGCCCCCUUUUAAAUCACAAAUCACAGAUUUAAAACUCGUUGACAUCCAGUAUUUUAUGUGUUCCCCCUGAUAAUUGGCUACUGAUCAGCCUCUUUAAUUGUAAUGGAGAAUACAGUUCUUGCUUUUUUCCUCUCAGUAUGUAUGAUUGUGUUUCUGGAGAGACAGGGAGAUUUCCAGUACAGCACUCCCUAGUUUCACCAGCUUUCUAUUUAUCACUGGUGUUGAAUUGCUUUGGCCUCCACACAUGACAGUAGGUAGAAAUGACCUUUUUGUGUUGAUCUGCUGCCACCUGAACUCAAAUUCUGACCUUAGUGAUUGCUAGAGAAACCCCAAAGCCCAGAUUAACAGAAAACGGCAACUUCUACCUCCCAUGUUAGGACUCCCAGGGCUUUUUCAUCAACUUGGUUUCUAUGAAAAGGUCUAAGUGGAAGACCACGUUUGUGUCUCUAGGAACUGAGUCAUACAUUAGUGCAUCGCAUCACAUGAACAGUUUGCUCUUUGAGCCUCUCGGCCACAUCAGUCUUGAAGAAUUCAACUAACAUGAUACUGUUGUAUACGAUGGUGCUGAUUUACAAGUAAAUGUUUUCUUUUUCUCAUGAAGUGACGAAUAAAAGGAAAAACCUUUAGCUUCA
This is a messenger RNA of Colossoma macropomum (tambaqui), 2981 nucleotides long. It is a transcript of the gene socs2, whose product is annotated as suppressor of cytokine signaling 2. Lineage: Eukaryota; Metazoa; Chordata; Actinopteri; Characiformes; Serrasalmidae. The coding region runs from base 955 to 1578 and encodes 207 amino acids. Gene Ontology annotation, biological process: phosphatidylinositol phosphate biosynthetic process; intracellular signal transduction. The record is from RefSeq and is a predicted model, not a curated record. Gene Ontology annotation, molecular function: 1-phosphatidylinositol-3-kinase regulator activity. Gene Ontology annotation, cellular component: phosphatidylinositol 3-kinase complex. The transcript has 4 exons.